CGUGACAAUGCCUCGGAAAGACACCCUGCUGAUUCUACUUUUCGUCCUCCAAGCUGCGUCUACUCUCGCUGGACGCAAAGUACCUGAGUCUACCGUGCUGACAACAGAUGUCGCCAUUGUUGGAGGUGGGGCCUCUGGAACCUAUGCAGCCAUUCGCCUCCGCGAAGAUUUCAACACAAGCAUUGUGCUCAUUGAGCCAAGACCAUACCUUGGAGGCUCUGUCAGUACCUACCUCGUACCCGAAACCAACACCACGCUUGAAUUUGGCGUACAGUCAUAUUUACGUUACGGCCCUGCCCUGGACUUCUUCGCGCGCUUCGGAAUCGCCCUUCGCCCCUUUGCUUCAAAAAGACUCACCACUGUCAACAUUGACGUCGAAACUGGUGAGCAGCUAAAAGACUACUUAUCACCGAAUAUCAACGCCACCAAUGAGGCUUUUCAGCGAUGGCUGGCCAUUGUGUCGAAAUAUAAGACGUUUUUAGAGCCCGGUUACUGGAACUUCCCGCUUUCACCCGAUAUUCCUUCGGAUUUCUUGGUCCCUUUCGAAGACUUUGCAAAGCGACAUGAGCUUGAAGCGGCUGUUCCUCGCAUUCUAGCUAUAUCUGGCGUAGGCUAUGGAGGUGUUCGCAAUCCCAUAACGUUGCACCUUUUGCAGGCUUUCGGCGCGUCACUGACACUGGAUAUGUUAGAGAAUCAGAUGUUUGUGCCGACAGGAUCCAACAGCCUCAUAUACCAGCGCGCCCAUGAUUUCCUCGGACCCGACGUCCUUCUAUCGAGUACAGUCAAAGAUGUCAAGCGGACUUCGACUGCGAUGACAAUUUUGGUCAAACAACGCGACACCGAGUAUAUCAUCAAGGCUCGUCGCAUCUUGUAUUCUGCACCGCCCAGCUUACGCAAUCUAUCCCCGUUUCAACCCGAUGAAAAAGAGGCUGCAGUAUUCUCGACGUGGGCCGAGGACAGCGAAUUUGUCGGCAUAGCGAAGAUAUCCUGCAUACCUGAAAAUUAUUCGAUAAACUUCAUACCUUCAGUAGCAGUACCGACAAAUUACCUUGCGCUUAAGGUGCGAAAAGACUGGCCGUAUAGUAUCCGACUCGACUCAACCGGGCCACCAGGCUUAGGCCUAUUUCGUAUAAUCGUUGGCGCAAACUAUACGCUUUCGCUCGAUGAUGUUAAAAAUCUCGUGCUCGAAGGCACCAAAAGGCUUGAAGAUGCCGGAACCGUGACGGAGGAAUGCGGUGUGGAAUUCAAGUCUUCGUCAGACCAUAGUCGACCACAAUGGAAGCAAACUGCUGAACAGCUGCAAAGUGGCUUGGUACAGAAACUAUAUGGUCUACAAGGCUAUAGAGGCAUAUGGUACGUAGGCUAUGUGUGGGGUGCUCCGUAUAGUAGCACUAUUUGGGCCUUUACGGACACAGUACUUCUCAAGCUGUUGGACGACAUCAAGACCGAUAAAUCUUCUAGCCAAAAGGCUUGA
Molecule: messenger RNA, 1474 nt
Organism: Cucurbitaria berberidis CBS 394.84
Lineage: Eukaryota; Fungi; Ascomycota; Dothideomycetes; Pleosporales; Cucurbitariaceae
Product: FAD/NAD(P)-binding domain-containing protein
Exons: 4
Coding region: 8-1474 (488 amino acids)
Source: RefSeq, a predicted model, not a curated record